Messenger RNA from Populus euphratica (Euphrates poplar), 1083 nucleotides. Its product is annotated as Cyclophilin-like peptidyl-prolyl cis-trans isomerase family protein. Lineage: Eukaryota; Viridiplantae; Streptophyta; Magnoliopsida; Malpighiales; Salicaceae. Gene Ontology annotation, molecular function: peptidyl-prolyl cis-trans isomerase activity. The record is from RefSeq and is a predicted model, not a curated record. Gene Ontology annotation, biological process: protein peptidyl-prolyl isomerization. The coding region runs from base 7 to 801 and encodes 264 amino acids. The transcript has 9 exons.
CCAAAAAUGCAAUUCAUCCUAAACUCUUGUUCUAGUUGCAGAGCAAGGUCAGACUGUCCCUUCAUAGCUCCUUCUCUCCCUCUCCUAACCAAUUUCAGAUCAGGCGCCAAACUUGAGAGAGAGAACAGGAUGAAGAUCACAUGGUGGGUGGUCUCCUUUGCAUCUGUUGCCCUCGUUGCUGCCUCCUCGUCUCAGGAUCCUCACCUAAGUUCUGCUCGUGUCGUUUUUCAGACAAACUAUGGAGACAUUGAGUUUGGAUUCUUUCCUUCUGUGGCUCCUCAAACUGUAGAUCAUAUUUUCAAGCUUGUUCGACUUGGAUGCUACAACACCAAUCACUUCUUUCGGGUUGAUAAAGGGUUUGUUGCUCAAGUAGCAGAUGUGGUUGGUGGACGAUCGGCUCCGAUGAAUGAAGAGCAAAGAAAGGAAGCUAAGAAGACUGUUGUUGGUGAAUUCAGUGAUGUCAAACAUGUUAGGGGAAUUCUUUCUAUGGGCAGAUUUGAAGAUCCAAACAGCGCACAAUCCUCAUUCUCAAUGCUUCUUGGAGAUGCCCCUCAUCUAGAUGGUCAAUAUGCAAUAUUUGGCAAAGUUACCAAAGGUGAUGACACACUGAGUAAGCUUGAGCAACUCCCUACUCGUAAGGAGGGAAUUUUUGUGAUGCCUACUGAACGCAUCACAAUCCUGUCAUCAUAUUAUUAUGAUACUGAGAUGGAGAGUUGCGAAGAGGAGAGGUCAGUCUUGAAACGAAGACUCUCUGCAUCAGCUGUUGAAAUUGAAAGACAGAGAAUGAAAUGCUUCCCAUGAUUUGUUCAACAAGAAAUGACAUGAUUCGUUGGAGAUGCAUUGAAGCAGACACUGAAUUUACCACUUGUGCGAAUAUGUGGACGCUUCGGUCUGGCCUGACCAAAUCAAAGUCCAGAAUAAUAGAAGACGUUGAGAAUCCAACUCAGUCGCCAUAAGGGUUAGCAUUUUACGAAAUGUCAACACAAGGCACGCAUCAGGCAUGAGAAAUAUAGUACUGUGUUUUUUCACCUUAGACCACAUUUGUCCUUUUUACUGCAGCCGUCAAUCGGAUUAUUUGUCCUU